Sinocyclocheilus grahami is the source of this 5988-nucleotide messenger RNA. It is a transcript of the gene kdm4aa, whose product is annotated as lysine (K)-specific demethylase 4A, genome duplicate a. Gene Ontology annotation, cellular component: chromatin; nucleus. The record is from RefSeq and is a predicted model, not a curated record. Gene Ontology annotation, molecular function: histone H3K36 demethylase activity; histone H3K9 demethylase activity. Bases 128 to 4927 code for a protein of 1599 amino acids. The transcript has 22 exons. Gene Ontology annotation, biological process: chromatin remodeling; regulation of gene expression. Lineage: Eukaryota; Metazoa; Chordata; Actinopteri; Cypriniformes; Cyprinidae.
AUGCGCAGUUGCGCUGCUCUCUAAUGGAGGACAUGUCUGAUCUGCAAUCGUCUUUUUCUGCGUCGUUUCUCUGAGUUGCGCCCUCAACACCCGUCAGCUGCGCCCGCGGCACCCUCCAAGUGGUAGAAUGGCUUCGGACUCGGUCUCUCAAAGCUCCCAGAGUCCUGCCACCAGGAUCAUGACCUUUCAUCCCACAAAAGAGGAGUUCAAAGACUUCAACAGAUACAUUGCAUAUAUGGAGUCGCAGGGGGCUCACAGAGCCGGGAUGGCUAAGGUGGUGCCACCAAAGGACUGGAAGCCCCGGCGCACAUACGAUGACAUUGAUGAUCUGGUGAUUCCCGCACCGAUUCAACAGGUGGUCACUGGCCAAUCAGGUCUCUUCACUCAGUACAACAUCCAGAAGAAGCCGAUGACCGUCCGCGAGUUUCGCAAAACUGCCAACACAGACAAGUUCUGUAAUCCCAGAUAUGCUGAUUUUGAUGAACUAGAGAGGAAAUAUUGGAAGAAUUUAACAUUCAAUCCACCUCUAUAUGGGGCAGAUAUCAGUGGAACCCUCUACGAUACAGACGUGACGGAGUGGAAUAUUGGCCAUCUGAACACUAUUUUGGACACGGUGGAGAGAGAGAGUGGAAUCACAAUCAAAGGAGUCAACACUCCAUAUCUUUAUUUCGGGAUGUGGAAGAGCACGUUCGCCUGGCACACAGAGGACAUGGAUCUGUAUAGCAUCAACUACCUUCACUUUGGAGAACCCAAGUCCUGGUACAUUGUGCCUCCAGAACAUGGGAAGCGAUUAGAGCGUCUUGCUAAAGGAUUUUUCCCCGGAAGUGCCCAAAGUUGUGAAGCCUUCCUGCGACACAAAAUGACUUUAAUUUCACCAUCUAUUCUGAGGAAGUAUGGGAUACCCUUUGAGAAGGUCACACAGGAAGCAGGCCAGUUCAUUGUGACCUUCCCGUAUGGAUAUCACGCUGGGUUUAACCAUGGCUUCAACUGUGCAGAAUCCACCAACUUCGCCACCCAGCGCUGGAUCAAUUAUGGAAAGCUGGCGACAUUAUGUUCCUGCCGGAAGGACAUGGUGAAGAUAUCCAUGGAUGUGUUUGUGCGCAAGUUCCAGCCGGAACGCUAUAAACUUUGGAAAGCUGGAAAGGACAAUGCGCCCAUCGACCACUCAAAGUCCACGCCAGAGGCAGCAGAGUUCCUGACAGAUGGAAAGACCGAGAAUGAGACAGGAGAGCUCAGCGAUAGCAGCAAAGCAGAAACACAGGAGAAGAGAGGAGAAGCAGAGGCUGGAGAGGAGCAGAAAGCAAACACGGACGGUGGAGAGGACGACAAGACUGAAAUGUUGAAAAGUGAAACAGAUGGUGCAAAGGAGAAAGUAGAAGCAGAGAAAGGAGGUCCGGAGGUAGAGGAGAAGAAGCCUGUUAGUGAUGAAGAACCAAGCAGCACCUCCGAGCAGAUCAACAGUAGCACUCCAAAGCAGAAUGUGGGGCAGAAACGGCUCAGACCCAGCCCUGACGACAUUCAAGUAAAGGUAGAAAAAGAGGAGGAAGUUGAGAAGAAGAAAGCCAAACUCAGCCAGACUGAGACAGAUGACAAGAAUGAACAAUCCAUCUCCGAUGACCCAGGUUAUGCGCAAGCUGAGGAGACGAUGGAGACAGACACGCCCCCUCCACAACAGCAAGAGAAUCAAGCCCCUCCCUACAUGGAGGUGGAGCUCUCGCCAUCAAACCCCACCUCCAGCAGUGAUAUCACAGCGCAGCAAAGAGAUGAUGUCACUCCCUCUGAACCCAACGACGUCACCUCAUCCUCACAAUCCACAAACAGCAUCGCUGAUGAUGAGGCUCAGAGCAUUGAUGUCACCUCUCAGUCCGAACACGUCACACAAAGCUGUGAUGUCCAAAGCAAGCCCGAUGACAUCACUCCAAACGGUGACCUCACUGAUGCGCAGCAGAGUGACAUCAUGGCCCAUUCGUGUUCCAGUGACAUCCCUGCCACUGACGUCACGCCUCUCAUAUUUGUAACCAGCAGUAUCACCUCUCUACAUGGCAUUUACUCCGCCCACACCUGUGAUGUCUCUGCUGAACCCAGCGACAGCACUAUAGAUACCAUCAUCCCUAGUCCAAGUGAGCCUGGCAUUAACUCCUCCCAUACCUAUGAUGUCCAACCAGAACCCAACGACAUCGCGGUCAGCCCUAAACACGAACCUGGCAUUAACUCCGCCCACACCUGUGAUGCCACCACAGAACCCAAUGACAUCACCAUCAGCGCUGAACAUGAACCCAGCAUUGGCUCCGCCCACAGCUGUGAGGUCCAACCAGAACCCAGUGACAGCACCAUCAGUGCUGAAAAAGAACCCAGCGUUAACUCCGCCCACAGCUGUGAUGCCCAACCAGAACCCACCGACAUCACCAUCAAAGCUGAAAAUGAACCCAGUAUUAGCUCCGCCCACAGCUGUGAGGUCCAACCAGAACCCAGUGACAGCACCAUCAGUGCUGAAAAAGAACCCAGCGUUAACUCCGCCCACAGCUGUGAUGCCCAACCAGAACCCACCGACAUCACCAUCAAAGCUGAAAAUGAACCCAGUAUUAGCUCCGCCCACAGCUGUGAGGUCCAACCAGAACCCAGUGACAGCACCAUCAGUGCUGAAAAAGAACCCAGCGUUAACUCCGCCCACAGCUGUGAUGCCCAACCAGAACCCACCGACAUCACCAUCAAAGCUGAAAAUGAACCCAAUAUUAGCUCCGCCCACAGCUGUGAUGUCCAGCCAGAACUGAGCAACAUCAUCGACCCUAAACACGAACCCAGAGUUAACUCCGCCCACACCUGUGAUGCCCAACCAGAACCUACCAACAUCACUGUCAGUGAACACGAAUCCAGCAUUAGCUCCGCCCACAGCUAUGAUGUCCAACCAAAUCUCAGCAGCAUCAUCGUCGACCCUAAACACGAACCCAGUGUUAACUCCGCCCACACCUGCGACAUCACCAUCAGCCCUAAACAUGAACCCAGCGUUAGCUCCGCCCAGAGCUGUGAUGUCCAACCAGAACUCGGCAACAUCACCAGCAGCCCUAAACCUGAACUCGGCAUUAGCUCCGCCCACACCUGGGAUGUCACCACAGAUCCCAGCGGCAUCACUGUCCACCCUGAACACGAACCCUGCAUUAACUCCGCCCUCACAUAUGAUGUCAUCACUGAACCCAGCAACAUCAGCGUCGGCCCUAAACACAAACCUAGUGUUAACUCCGCCCACACGUAUGAUGUCAUCACCGAACCCAGCAGCAGCGCCAUUAACCUUAAGCUGGGCGAGUCGCGGUGCAGCUCUGCGUCAGCGGGCGGCAGUCAGGUGUGUCCCCCUGCAGUCCAGCACAUCUUCCAGAGAACGCUGAGCCCCGCGGAGGUGCUACAUGUCCACAGCUACGCUAAAGGAGAUUACAGCGAUCUCGAGCGGCGCAUUCGGCACGAGAGAGACCGAGACAGCGACUCUGAUAGCGACUCUCAAGAGGACAGCAAGAAAGAAGCUGAACACCCAGUGGAAGCUCAGCACAGACUUCCCAGACUCCCCAGGCACCAUCCUCUGAUAAAGGACAGCAUCAGUGACGAAGAGCUGCAGGAUCAGGCUGCGUCAGAGGAGGACGGGCUGGACGGGGAGGCCUGGGCGCGACCUUUGGCCCAGCUGUGGCAGAACAGACUGUAUAAUCCAGAAAGAGAGAGAGAGUACAACAGAGAGAUGGGUCUGCGGCCUCCAUACUGCGCUGUGUGCGCACUCUUCCAGGCACAUCAGCGGUCUGAAGGGGCCGAGAGCGAGCUGGCCGUGGUGCUGCCCGGGGGUCAGAUGAGGACCAAGCCUCUGAUUCCAGAGAGAUGUUUCACCACCACCACUGAGGACAGCGCAGACGUCCAGCCGUCCACGCCUCACCUGGAGGAGGACGGCACCAGUCUGCUCAUCAGCUGCUCCCUGUGCAGUGUCCGUGUGCACACUAGUUGUUACGGUGUGGCUCCAGCGAGAGUCUCCAAAGACUGGAAAUGUGCCCGCUGUAAAGCCAACGCCCUCACCGAGAGUUGCUGUCUGUGUUCGUUGAGAGGUGGAGCAUUGCACAGAGCCAAUAAUGGCAAAUGGGUUCACGUCCUGUGUGCAGUGGCAGUGCUGGAAGCUCGCUUUGUGAACAUCGCUGAACGAUCGCCCGUGGAUCUCAGCGGCAUUCCCUUACAGAGAUUCAAGCUGAAAUGCUACUACUGCAAACGGCGGAUGAAGAAAACAUUGGGCUGUUGUGUGCAGUGUUCUCACGGUCGCUGCCCCACCUCAUAUCACCCGACCUGCGCACAGGCCGCCGGCGUCAUCAUGCACCCGGACGACUGGCCCUUCGUCGUCUAUGUCACUUGUUGCCGCCACAAAGGGCCGGUGCAAUCGGAGCGUAAUAAAGCAGGCAUGAGAGAGCUCAGCGUGGGUCAGAAGGUCAUCUGCAAGAACAAAAAUGGACGCUACUACCAGUGUGAAGUCAUACAGCUGACAAAAGAGACAUUUUAUGAGGUCAACUUUGACGAUGGCUCCUUCAGUGAUAACCUUUUCCCAGAGGACAUUGUGAACCGAGACUGCGCUCAGCUUGGUCCUCCACCGCAGGGGGAAGUGGUUCAGGUCAGAUGGACAGAUGGUCUUGUCUAUGGAGCCAAAUUCGUGGCAGCUCAUGUCAUUCAGAUGUACCAGGUGGAGUUCGAGGACGGAUCGCAGCUGACUGCUAAGCGAGAUGACGUCUACACCCUAGACGAAGAGCUGCCCAAGAGAGUCAAAUCUCGUCUGUCUAAGGCAUCAGACAUGCGUUUUGAUGGCAUGUUUGGAGAGAAGAAGGUCCAGGAGAGCAAGAGACAGAGAGUGAUCAACUCCAGGUACAGAGGCGACUACAUCGAACCCGUCAUCUACCGAGCCAUCAUGGAGUAGCCAGCGAUGACCCAGCCUUCACCCGAAACCACCAGCACUCAUCCAGAGUCUCCAGCACACCCUGCCAAUGUCAGUAGCGUUCAGUUCGCAGGGGUCGGACACCUGGAUGGGUUUGAUCGCUCCUCAGUGGACUAUUACUAGCCCUCAGUCGACCAUUUAUUCUGAUAUAUGGGUCUAGAGUCGAGGCAGGGUGUUUCACAGUGUCUUUCUCAGAGAAUGCAGCUUUGUCAUUGGGUGUGACGCCCUUUUAACCUCAGCGCUGUGUAACUGUGCCACAAACACUCUAGAAACACAUCAGCAUGAACAUCAGGUUCAUGGAGUCGCUCUAAAUUACAUUCAUUUGAUACAGAAUAUUUGUAAUCUCCAUUUCAUAAAAUAUAUCUACUUUUAUCAAAUUGCAUUAAUUUAUUUGACUUUAAUUGAGGGUGCUGUUUCUACCCAUAUUUUACCGAACGGAGGUGCCAUUGCCAUUUUAUGGAUGCGGAUCUCCUUCUUUUUUUUUUUUAAGAUCUACGCUGUCGUAAAUUGCGCAGUCGAGAUCCUGAUUAUUGUACAUUAUUUGGAACAUAAUGAAUUCAGCGUGUCUUUGAGUCGUUUUUUUACAAGCCUAUUUAUUACUGGUGCAAUAUGAGUUCCAGUGCUGUCGAAGUUCGACACCGAUAGGUGUGUUCUGUGUUUGGAAAGAGGAUCGCGUAGAUACUGAAAUGCCAAGAAUCUCACUUUCACAGCCGUUCAAGCCCUGCCUUGCGCUCUGGUUCAAUACACUUUCAUUCAGACGUUUCUAUUAAUGUAGUUUCGUACUGCUGUCGACAUUUUGUCAGAAGCCCCACGGAUUUAAUAAGCUAUUUUUGCACUUCUCAGCUGUUCUUGUAUGAUCUGUCAUCUUUGUCCUUGCAGUAGCCAAGCUCUAGAGACCGAAAUGCACUUCUGAAAGCUGAGAAGGCCGUUGUUUGGACUGUCUAGUCGACAGCAUUUGAAGAAAGUAAGGUUGUUGCAGUCCUUCAGUUGUUCAAUAGAUAGAUAGAUAGGGCUAAUCUUCACUAUAAAAAAAAAGAAAAUUA